Dufourea novaeangliae is the source of this 482-nucleotide messenger RNA. It is a transcript of the gene Sf3b6, whose product is annotated as splicing factor 3B subunit 6-like protein. The record is from RefSeq and is a predicted model, not a curated record. Gene Ontology annotation, cellular component: cytoplasm; ribonucleoprotein complex; nucleus. NCBI's taxonomy places the organism in Eukaryota, Metazoa, Arthropoda, Insecta, Hymenoptera, Halictidae. Gene Ontology annotation, molecular function: mRNA binding. The transcript is spliced from 3 exons. Bases 105 to 482 code for a protein of 125 amino acids.
CAAGGCAGUCAGGGGAAGAGGUAGUGUUUGUAUGAAUAAAUAAAAAAUUAAUUCUGGAAUUUUAUUUCCUACGUUAGGAAAUACAAGAAACUUACAUUUCAAACAUGACUAUGGCUAUGCUGCAACGAAGAGCUAACGUAAGAUUACCUCCUGAAGUAAACAGAGUAUUAUAUAUAAGGAAUUUGCCAUACAAAAUUACGGCUGAAGAAAUGUAUGAUAUUUUUGGAAAAUAUGGAGCCAUUCGGCAAAUCAGGGUAGGUAAUACGGCUGAAACAAGAGGAACUGCUUUUGUUGUAUACGAAGACAUAUUUGACGCAAAAAAUGCAUGUGAUCAUUUAAGUGGUUUUAACGUUUGCAAUCGGUACUUAGUAGUUUUAUAUUAUCAAAGCAAUAAGGCAUUUAAACGAGUUGAUGUGGAUAAGAAGAUGGAAGAAAUAGACAAAUUAAAGACUAAGUAUAAUCUAAACGAAGAAAAAAAGUAA